AUGGCCAAAAAGUGCAAACAACCCAAAUCUCCUGAGGCUCCGCCCCUUACGCUGAGCGCGGUGCGGAAACCGGAAGCGGAAGUGGUGGCGGGAGUCGCGGCGCCUUCUCCCGGCCCCUACCCCGCGCCCGAGGCUUCCUGCGGGCGCCGCGGUUCCUCCGAGAGCCUCUGCCCUCUCCGCCCGCGCGAGUCGGGGCCGUGGCUUAGGGUCCCCGACCCUUUCCGUCUUCAUAAGAGGCAAAUCGAGACAAGGAUGCUGGCUGGGUUACUGAUGGAUUCUUCUCAGCACUUAGUGACCUUCGAGGAUGUGGCUGUGGCCUUUACCCAGGAGGAGUGGACUUUGUUGGAUCAACCGCAGAGAGAUCUCUACAGAGACGUGAUGUUGGAGAAUUACCAGAAUCUCAUGACACUAGGGUACAGAUCAUGCAAACGUGAUGUCAAUCCUGGAUUGGAAGGCACAGAAGAGAUGAGGACGGGAGCGAGAGGAGUUCUGCGGGAAUUGGAUUUGCAAGUGAAAACCAAAGUUUCCACACCCCUUCAAGAUAUUUCUGUGGAAAAAACGUCAAAUGGAAUGCAAUUGGAGAGAAGCAGUUCUGGAGUGGAACAAUAUGGCUCUAACCUGUGUGGAAAAAUAUUUGGUGAACACUCGUUUCUUAUGGUUCACCUUAGACAGAAAACUUCUAAGGAUAAUCAGAAUAGAAAAGCCUUCAAAAAAAACUUUAUUCCUACUUUGUUCAAGGAAAUCCAUGUUGGGGAGAGACCUUCUGAGUGUGUUCAAGAUGAAAAAGCCUCCGGUCAGCUUUCAGAUCUUACUGGGCACAAGAAAACUCAGACACCAGGGAAACUUUGUGAACGCAAAGAUUGUCGGAGAACUUUUGUUGAUCAGUCAUCCCUUAAGGUACAUACAAGCCACCACACUGGCGAAAAACCAUAUGAAUGUAAAGAAUGUGGGAAAGCCUUCACUCAUUCCUCAUACCUUGCAGACCAUAUAAGAAUUCACAGUGGAAACAAGCCCUAUGUAUGUAUGGAAUGUGGGAAAGCCUUUACUCGAUCCACAGGACUUAUUUUACACAUACGAAUUCACACUGGAGAAAAACCUUACGAAUGUAAGGAAUGUGGAAAAGCCUUUAUUCAUUCUUCUUAUCUUACAAAACACAUAAGAAUUCACAGUGGAGAGAAGCCAUAUCUCUGUAAGGAGUGUGGGAAAAGUUUUACUCGUUCCUCAGGGCUUGUCUUACACAUGCGAACACACACUGGAGAAAAACCCUACAUCUGUAAGGAAUGUGGGAAAGCCUUUAAUAAUUCUUCAAUGCUUAAUCAACACCUAAGAACACAUACUGGAGAGAAGCCAUAUGAAUGCAAGCAAUGUGGGAAAGCCUUCACUCAGUCUUCAGGCCUUACUACACAUUUAAGAACUCACACUGGAGAAAAGGCGUAUGAAUGUAAAGAAUGUGGGAAAGCCUUUGCCCGUUCCACAAACCUUAAUAUGCACAUGCGAACGCACACUGGAGAAAAGCCGUAUAAAUGUCAAGAAUGUGGGAAAACCUUUAGAUACUCCACAUGCCUUAAUAUUCACAUGAGAACUCACACUGGAGAGAAACCAUACAAAUGUAAGGAAUGUGAGAAAACUUUCACUCAAUCUUCAGCACUUGCUAAACAUCUGAGAACUAAGGCAUGUGAAAAAAACCUGUAAAUGAUCUCAGACCUUAGUAUUCACAUCUAAACUCAUCUGGAUAAAGACCUUAUGAAAUUAAAGAAUGUGAGAAGGCUUUACUCAAUUUUCAUCCUUACAUGAUAUGUGAGAACGUACCCCAGGGGAGAAUUCGCAUUUGUAUAAGGUAUAUGGGAGAGCAGUAAUUGUUCAUAGCUUACAGAAUGUGUAAGAACUCACACUUGAGAGAAAAACCUUCUGGUUGUAAGGCAUGUGGGUAAGCCUUUUUGUUUUUGUUGUCCUAAGUUUGAUUUUAUGCAUCUGAAGUUACUGCAAAAGCCAUGUGAAGGUAAGAAUGAGAUACAGCCUUAAAAUAUUUCACAUGUUUUAAUAGCACAUGAUAACUUACACUGGGGAAAAACCAUCUGUAUGUAGGGAAUGUGGUAAAAUCUUUACUUAUUGUUGAGGGCUUACUAUCCACAUAAGACAUUGUACUGGCAUAAAACUCUAUGAAUGUAAAGGAUAUAGGAAGACCUAUACUUGCUUCUCCUAUCUUAUAAGAACUUAACAUUUAAGAACUCACA
This is a messenger RNA of Ceratotherium simum simum (southern white rhinoceros), 2234 nucleotides long. The record is from RefSeq and is a predicted model, not a curated record. NCBI's taxonomy places the organism in Eukaryota, Metazoa, Chordata, Mammalia, Perissodactyla, Rhinocerotidae.